AUGGGCAGCAAAAACAAAACAGAUCUCCUUGUACCGGAUUGGUUCUGCGGUGGUAAUUCCUCACUGUGGGAGGACGACACAGAUCUCCAACAUGUCUGUCAUAUUGACGGGCUCAACUCCAUUCUUCAGGCGCUGUUCUUUAUCGUCUUUUCCUUAGUUCUUCUACUCCUGAAAUGUUGUUCACAUCGUCAAAAAUGGGUUACGGGAUAUUUACAAAGAUAUCCAUUGCAUGUGGCCCAGUGGAUCCUGAUGUUUCUCGCCUUCCUCCUCCAUCUCUUCGGUCUAGCAGAGGGUUGCCUGACAGACCAAACAUUCCGAACAAACACCCUUGGUGUUGUCGUUCCAACUCAACCUCAUCUGUACAUCCCCUCCAUCUGCGGACUCGUCAUGUCCAUCUUAGCUAUGGUGUACUAUCAUCACAUUGAGGUGUGGCAGGGUGUACACAUGCUGUGGCUCUUCCUGGUCUACUGGUGUUUCACUCUUGCCGGCGAGAUCAUUCAUCUACUGGCGCUUAUCGAGGUGCAACUCGGUUCGCUCACGGUGUUGCGUUUUGACUUGUGCGUGCUGAGUAUUGCGGUUUACUUUUGCCUCAUUGCAAUUCAAGUGAACAAUGUCCGGGUGAAGAUAUUCUGUUCUAAGCUCAGAGCGAGCGCGUCUUACAUCAACAGAACCCCUGAGGCGAUGAAAUUUGCCCAGAAAUAUUCCGGAUUUCCCUCCGAGGUAUCCUACUGGUGGCUCAACUGGUUGUUCCGGCUCGGCUACAAAAGACCUCUUGAACAAGCAGAUCUUGGGAGCUUGCCCGAGGAGCACGCCGCAAGUUACGUCCAUAAUAAUUUCAAAAAAGCCUAUCUUAGGGAAAAGGACCGAGCUAGAGUGGCGAAUUGUCAGCCGUCUUUAUGGAGAGUUUACUGGGAUGUACACGGUUGGAGAAUGGUGUUUGCGAUGGUGCUAAAACUGUCAGGGGAGAUGUGUACCUACGUGGGUCCCAUGGCCCUAAAUGGAAUCAUCAUCUGGGUGGGGCGAGUCAGGGAAGGAUCGCAGGAAGCCCAUGAACCGCACUUCAUCACCGUGCCAGAGUUUUUCAAACACGGUCUUGUUCUUGUAGGUAUAACGUUCAUAGUCGCCUGCAUCAGGACUUUAUUGAUGCAGACCUACGAAUACUGGUGUGCUGUUGUUGGAAUACACUUUCGCUCAUCCAUACAGACCAUGGUGUUUGAGAAGUCUCUACGCAUAUCGACCUUUGUGAUAUCAAAUGGCGAUAUGACCAUGGGACAGAUAGCCAAUCAUAUGUCAACAGACGCCAUCAAUAUCUUCUAUAUGGUUCAGUUCAUCUGUUGGAUGGUGACCGUACCGAUUCAGAUUGUCGUCACUAUGACGUUGUUGGUCUUCCAGUUGGGGAUAUCAGCUCUGCUUGGUGUGGUGGUAUUUUUCUUCAUUGUUCCUGUCCAGAUCAUCUUUGGACACUAUAUGGCCAGACUGGAGAAACAAGCCUUGAAUUUCUCAGAUGAUCGACUCAAGAUGUCUAACGAGGUUCUCCAAGGAAUCAAACUGCUCAAGAUGUACGGCUGGGAAGACCUCUUCGGGAAGGCUAUUGAGAAAAUCCGACGAUCGGAAAUAUGGAAUGUCAGCAAAAUGAUGGGAAGUUACGGAGUAAUUGGUUCGUUGACGGAGGCAGCCCCCCUCAUGGUGACACUUGUAUCUUUUGGAACGAUGUUACCUCUGACAGGCCAGAUCUUGACUCCAGACGUUGCUUUCUCCUCGCUGGCUCUCUUUAAUCUUCUCCAAGAUCCCCUCUUUCUCUUCCCAAUGACCUUGUUCAUGACGAUCAACGGAGCAAUCAGCACGGCACGCAUUGGGGCCUUCUUAGCGGCCCCGGAAGUUAAUAUGGAGACACUUACAGCAAUAGAGACCAAGAAAACGCACCUUGACUCGCAGAGCAAUGGAAGGCUUGAAAACAAUGGUAAUUGUUUCUCAGACGAGGGUCUUGAGGUGCCACUUCUGAAGACCACGUCGGACAAACUCGUGGACUCAGUCAUGUCUACAAGUCACGAGUCACAGUCACGUGGUACCUAUGGCUCUCUAUUGUCGUCAUCUAGUGUUGAGUAUGGCACGUGUCCGCAUCCACCUGAGCUGCCCAAUCACAUUGCGAUUCAGAUCGAGAAUGGUUCUUUUACGUGGGAUCCAGAAAGUUCCCAGCCAAUUCUUAAUGAUCUCAAUGUUACCAUACCAGCAGGGAAAUUGACAAUGAUUGUUGGCACUGUUGGAAGUGGAAAGUCUUCCUUUCUGUCUGCAAUCUUGGAAGAAAUGACCCUGCAAAAAGGAACCAUACAAAUCAACGGGAGCAGAAAGUCCAUUGCGUAUGCGAGUCAGAAAGCUUGGUUGCUAAACGCAUCCCUGAAGGAAAAUAUCUUAUUCGGCCAAGCCUUGAAUCAGCGUCGGUACAAUCGUGUCAUCUCAUCAUGCGCUCUUCAAGCCGAUAUCGAUAUCCUUCCAGCCGGAGAUCAGACUGAGAUCGGAGAAAAAGGAAUUAAUAUCAGCGGUGGACAGAAGCAACGAAUCAGUGUGGCUAGGGCCAUGUACUCGGAUAGAGAUAUCAUACUGUUGGAUGACCCGUUGUCAGCUCUUGACGUCCACGUCGGAAAACACCUGUUUGAUAACGGCAUUAUGAACAAGUUACGCAAGAAGAAGAAGACCAUCGUUUUGGUGACACAUCAACUUCAGUAUUUGUCACAAGCAGACAAGAUUUUAUUAAUGAGAGACGGUGCAAUAGCCCAUGAGGGAACACUGGAAGACAUAGCGGCAGCUGAGCCUGAUUUAUACAGCGGUUAUGAGACGGCGGUCAGGAGGAUGACAGAGUCUGAAGGGGAGACAGACAAGGAGUCAAGGACACAUGAACUGAUUAGGAUCAAGAGACAGAUAUCUCGACAACAAUCGGUCAUUGGAGAGGAACAGACAGCAGAAACUUGUGAUGAGCGGGGGAGUCUUAUAUCACGGGAGGAAAUAGAACGAGGGUCGGUGUCUCUAAAAGUGUAUUUCUUCUACGCCAAAGCAAUUGGCCUCCCUAUGGCCCUGGCCAUUCUGCUGCUCUACCCAUUACAGGCUGGUAUCAUCGCUGGGAGCAACUACUGGCUCUCGGAGUGGUCCAAUGCUGGACUUACGCAAGGAAACGCAACAGACUCGGUUUACUACAUCAAGGUCUAUGCAUUUAUCUCAGUGGCAGGAAUGCUUAACUCCUUCAUCACAACGUUAUCCACAGUCAUUGGUCUAGUCAUUGCUGCUAGGAAACUGUUCUAUCUCAUGCUCAGGAAUAUUAUACACAUGCCCAUGAGGUUCUUUGAUACAACACCUUUGGGUCGCAUCAUCAAUAGAUUCUCUGCUGACACACAAAUUAUUGACAUGAAACUGGUGCUAUCGUUCGAUACCAUAUUGUUCUUUUUGAUGGCCAUCGUAGCAGCGCUAGUUAUCAAUACCAUCAUAAAUCCACUCUUCCUGGCCAUUAUUCUACCUCUUCUCGUCUUCUACUACAUGAUCCAGAAAAUAUUCAUCACAGCCUCAAGGGAACUUCAGAGGUUAGACAGCAUCUCCAAAUCUCCAAUAUUUUCCUUCUUCUCUGAAACUCUUGGUGGAUUGUCGACAAUCAGAGCUUAUCGCAAACAACAGUCUUUCUUUGAUGAUAUUGUUAAGCGAGUGUCUGCCAAUAACACACCGUACUUGUAUCUUCAGACAAGUUUGAGAUGGCUUGCCGUUAGACUGGAUUUCGUCGGUGCUUUGGUGGUUCUCAUCGCUGGACUGACUACGGUGCUGGGAUCCAUCUAUGGCUCUGUUGACUCUAGCUUGGUGGGACUGGGGAUAAGUUAUGCUCUCAUGGUAUCUGUGUAUCUUCAGCAGCUAGUAAGAUACAUGGCAGAAGCUGAGAUGCAGAUGAAUGCAGUGGAGCGAGUCAAACAUUAUACAGCUCUCACUCCAGAAUCAUAUGAAGGGAUUGAACCGCCGUACGAUUGGCCAUCUAAAGGAGCGAUCUCUAUCCAGAACAUCUCGGUCCGAUAUGCUGAGGAGCUUGAUGCAGUCCUCAAGGAUGUAUCAGUCGAGAUAGAGGCAGGGAAGAAGGUUGGUAUCUGUGGUCGAACUGGAAGUGGCAAAUCCUCCCUUACGGCUGCUCUCUUCCGCAUCAUAGACACAUUCAAAGGUUGUAUAAUAAUCGAUGGUGUAGAUAUAGCCAGCGUGCCGUUAACCACUCUAAGGAGACGUCUUGCCAUCAUACCUCAAGAUCCUGUUCUCUUUGACGGCACAAUCAGAAUGAAUCUUGAUCCAGAGUUUAAAAGAUCUGAAGAGGAACUCUGGCACGCACUAGAAAUCUCACAACUCAAGAAUCUUGUCAUGCAAAUGGAUGGAGGUCUAGAUUCCCAAGUCUCAGAAGGAGGAGAGAACUUCAGUGUUGGUCAGCGCCAGUUAUUCUGUCUGGCCCGUGCUUUCCUUCGUAAUGCUCACAUCCUUAUCAUGGAUGAAGCCACAGCUUCCAUUGACGUAGAAACUGACCGAAUACUGCAGGAGGUUGUGGCUACUGCUUUUGUCAAUAAAACCGUUCUCACCAUUGCUCACCGUGUGGCAACAAUCUUGAACUCUGAUGUCAUUUUGACCUUGAGUCAGGGAGAGGUCAUUGAGAAUGACACGCCCGAGAAUCUCCUAGCCAAUCCGGACAGUAUGUUUGGAUCUCUCGUUAACUCCAACCAAUAAGAGACGGACAUUUCGGAUUGAGAUUAUCAGUCCAUUUACUGCCACAUUUGCUCCAAAAAUUGAAGCUCACCCGACCCGAAAAUAAACACCAAGUAAAAAAGUUACAAACAUAUAUGGAAGGACA
Messenger RNA from Asterias rubens (European starfish), 4858 nucleotides. RefSeq names its product ATP-binding cassette sub-family C member 9-like. Gene Ontology annotation, biological process: transmembrane transport. The transcript has 32 exons. Gene Ontology annotation, molecular function: ATP hydrolysis activity; ATP binding; ABC-type transporter activity. NCBI's taxonomy places the organism in Eukaryota, Metazoa, Echinodermata, Asteroidea, Forcipulatida, Asteriidae. Bases 1 to 4734 code for a protein of 1577 amino acids. Gene Ontology annotation, cellular component: membrane. The record is from RefSeq and is a predicted model, not a curated record.